Molecule: messenger RNA, 713 nt
Organism: Suillus subaureus
Lineage: Eukaryota; Fungi; Basidiomycota; Agaricomycetes; Boletales; Suillaceae
Exons: 2
Coding region: 127-489 (120 amino acids)
Source: RefSeq, a predicted model, not a curated record
GGCGGACUGACUCCACAGACUUUCUGAUUACGUAUAGUCUUUGGUCACGAGACAGACUUGGUGCCGUACCACUUGCCACUAACGUUGAGGAGGACCUCCACAGUCACCAAGUUAAUAAAGCUCACAAUGGAAAACACCGCAAUCACACACCGAAUCAAUCAAGGGAACGUUUCCUUUUCUCUAACUCGUCAUUUUUCCAGGUAUUCACCACAUAAAGAUCCCCUUGACUUGUCAUCGGCGUCGCUGACGAUCAACCCACCUUAUCACAAGCUUUCCGAUCUGCGGACCAGGAACACUUACUUGUUCAUGCAGCUCCAUGACGAUUCAUUCCGUCCUUAUGACCUUCCAGGGUUUGAUACUGGUAUGGAUCGUGGAGAUCCACCAAUACACCCGCUGUAUCCCCCGUGCUCCCACUGUUCACAAGGGUCUAUGAAUCAAUGCAAAGAAGCGGCGUGCCCCAUACUAGAGAUGACCUCGCAAGUGCACUGACCAGUGUGUCGUCGUCGCCUGUAACGAUCCUACCCACCCUGAGCCUAGUUGCCAUGUUGCUGAUGGUGAUAUAAUCUGCGACAGCGCAUGCCUCCCUGAUGAGGACUGCGGUAAUUGCUCUGGUCUUGAAGAACUGCUGCAAUGCUGCACCGACUAUCAUUCUUAUCUGUCCCAGCCAAAAUCCCUUGACCCAAGCCUCACACAGUUGAACUGGAACCCACAGU